AAAGAAACAGCAAAAUCAGUUUUGGAAGUGAUGAAAAAUAAAAAACAUUGUGAGACAUUUUUUCAGAAAAAUGUAAUUUGAAAAAAAAAUAAGUGUGAAAUUUAUUGACUGAAGAAAAUAUUUUUGGGGAGAAAUACGAGUGCUGAAAGAUUUUGAAAUGAAUUUUUCCCGAGGAAACAUGAAGUCAAAUUCAAUUUGGAUUUCACGAUUAUUGAAGUGUACAAUUGUUUUAUUACUUUUUAGGGGAAAUUAUUGUUUGACCUUCACGGGUAAUUUGUCGAAUGUUUUUGUGGAAAAGUGCCGAAGAGAUUGUGCAAUUCAAAAAGACGCGGUUGUGUGCGGUCGUUAUCGAGUUGUCAGGUGGUUACAGGAUGUGAAAGAGAAGGAAUUUAAUUAUGGACCCUUUAGUGUUAUUAAGGUACCAUCGUUAAAUGGGGAAACAAUUUUUCCCCGAUUACCACGAAUUAAUGACACUCGAAGUGGUUUAAUUGAUACCUUAAGUUUCGUUCGAGAUGCCGCCGAGGAUAUGUUAACCAAGCGUGCUCUAGUGUAUACAAUUGAGUAUUCUCCAGGUGCAAGAAGCCUCACUUCCGGUCCCAUCGUUCUCGAUGACGAUGAAUUCAAGAAAAUGACUCUUUCAAAAAAAGGAGAGGAACGAAUUUUUCACAAGAAGAAGAAACACAUUAUUCUGCCAAUAUUAAUUCUGCUGAAUCUCAUCAAAUUGAAGUUACUUUUAUUGCCUAUAUUUUUGGGGGUACAUUUUAUCAAGAAGAUUCUUGUAAUCGGCUCAUUAUUGCUCCCCUCAAUACUUUCUCAUCUAAAAAUUUGUAAAGUUCCUCAUUAUCCUGUUCACCAGGCCUGGGCCACUGCUGCCGAAGCUCCUGUCGAUUAUCCAACAGGAUAUGGCCAUGAAGAAUCACCUUGGAUUCACAGAAACGAUGCUCAAAGUCAUAUUUACUCUGGAUACCAUGCUGGAUACUCCAAUCCUUAUUCAGGAUAUUAUCAAGGAUAUAGACAACGUCGGUGAUUAAUUAUAAUAAAAUGUAUAUUUGAGUGAUUAUUUUAUUUCUUUAUAAAGCAUGAUUAAUUUAAUUAAUUAC
Messenger RNA from Leptopilina heterotoma, 1100 nucleotides. RefSeq lists its product as uncharacterized. NCBI's taxonomy places the organism in Eukaryota, Metazoa, Arthropoda, Insecta, Hymenoptera, Figitidae. The transcript has 4 exons. Bases 158 to 1027 code for a protein of 289 amino acids. The record is from RefSeq and is a predicted model, not a curated record.